UUUUUUUUUUUUUUUUUCUUUUCUCAAACUUUGUUGAUUUUGUUUACUCUACUUCGACAUGCUAUCCCUUGAUGAUAUCCUCCAACUUGUCAGUCUUAUUCUGGCUGUUCCGCAGUCUAUCCAUGCUGUUUGGGAAUUGGUGGUAUACUGGGUUCGUGGUGUUAUUGGCAGAGAUACUCAUACUCAUACUUCAGAGCUACCCAUCCACAACAACACCAAUGCAGUACAACCAGCUGCCAGUCCUUUAUACGAAACUUAUACAGAAUAUGAUGUCUCUCAAACAAUAGCCGUCCGAAUGGUGUCUCGAGGGCGAGUUAGGCGUACUUGGGAUGGAUGAGUCUAUGAGUAACGAUUAUGCCUUUAAAUUUCUGUAAAUAGCUAUUUAAUUUCUUUAUAUAAAUAAGUCUGGUUCUCUUACUGAC
Messenger RNA from Aspergillus wentii DTO 134E9, 422 nucleotides. RefSeq lists its product as uncharacterized. NCBI's taxonomy places the organism in Eukaryota, Fungi, Ascomycota, Eurotiomycetes, Eurotiales, Aspergillaceae. The coding region runs from base 59 to 337 and encodes 92 amino acids. The record is from RefSeq and is a predicted model, not a curated record. The transcript is spliced from 3 exons.